AUGUCGGCAACCACCACAGUCACCGCUCCCCCCAGAAUCACGGCGGAGAAUGUCGCCACGCUUUUCCCCGAGGUUGACACAUCCCUCGCGCGGGAGGUUUUCCCCUCGACGGCGGACGGCUCCGCCAAAGACAGCGAGGAACUCGCGGGGUACGAUGAGGAGCAAGUCCGUCUGAUGGAUGAGUUAUGCAUUGUGUUGGAUGACGACGAUAAGCCUAUCGGCAGCGCCAGCAAGAAGACCUGCCAUCUCAUGACCAACAUUGAUCGGGGUCUUCUGCAUCGUGCCUUCUCAGUUUUCCUCUUCGACUCCAAGAACCGCCUGCUGCUGCAACAGCGCGCCACGGAGAAGAUCACCUUCCCCGACAUGUGGACAAACACCUGCUGCUCCCACCCUCUGGGUAUCCCCGGCGAAACCGGUGCCGAGCUGGAUGCUGCCAUCCUCGGCGUCAAGCGGGCGGCGCAGCGGAAACUCGACCAGGAGCUUGGAAUCAAGGCGGAGCAGGUGCCGCUGGACAAAUUCGAGUUCUUCACGAGAAUACACUACAAGGCUCCCAGUGAUGGGAAAUGGGGUGAACAUGAGAUCGACUAUAUUCUCUUCAUCCAGGCGGAUGUCGACCUGGAUGUCAACCCUAAUGAGAUUCGCGACACGCAAUAUGUUACCGCUGAGGAGCUCAAGCAGAUGUUCACCCAGCCUGGUCUGAAAUUCACACCCUGGUUCAAGUUGAUCUGCAAUUCAAUGCUGUUUGAGUGGUGGAGCCACCUUGGCACCGCAGGCUUGGACAAGUACAAGGGAGAGAAGGACAUCCGUCGGAUGUAA
Molecule: messenger RNA, 816 nt
Organism: Aspergillus clavatus NRRL 1
Lineage: Eukaryota; Fungi; Ascomycota; Eurotiomycetes; Eurotiales; Aspergillaceae
Gene: idi1
Product: isopentenyl-diphosphate delta-isomerase IDI1
Exons: 3
Coding region: 1-816 (271 amino acids)
Biological process (GO): isopentenyl diphosphate biosynthetic process; isoprenoid biosynthetic process
Cellular component (GO): cytoplasm
Molecular function (GO): isopentenyl-diphosphate delta-isomerase activity
Source: RefSeq, a predicted model, not a curated record